CGGGCCGGGGCCGCCGGAAGUGCGUGGCCGCCCGGGGCCAUGGCGGCGGUGUGUGUCGUGUUGUUGCUGCUCGCGGCGUCCUGCUGGCCGCUGGCCUCGGCCUCGGGCGAGGAGUUCUGGCCCGGCCAGUCCGCGGCCGACAUCCUGUCGGGGGCGGCGUCCCGCAGACGGUACCUUCUAUAUGACGUGAACCCCCCGGAGGGCUUCAACCUGCGCAGGGACGUCUACAUCCGUGUUGCCUCCCUCCUGAAGACGCUGCUGAAGACCGAAGAGUGGGUGCUCGUGCUGCCCCCAUGGGGCCGCCUCUACCACUGGCGGAGCCCUGACAUUCACCAGGUCCGCAUUCCCUGGUCUGACUUCUUUGAUCUUCCGAGUCUCAAUAGAAACAUCCCCGUCAUUGAGUAUGAGCAGUUCAUUGCAGAGUCUGGUGGGCCCUUCAUUGACCAGGUGUACGUACUGCAAAGUUACGCCGAAGGGUGGAAGGAGGGGACCUGGGAAGAGAAGAUCGACGCGCGGCCCUGCCUGGACCCACCGCUGUACUCCCAAGACAAACACGAGUACUACAGAGGAUGGUUUUGGGGCUAUGAAGAAACGAGGGGUUUAAAUGUCUCCUGUCUGUCUGUUCAAGGAUCAGCGUCUGUCAUCGCGCCCGUGCUCUUGGGCAACACGUCGGCACGGUCUGUGAUGCUGGACAGAGCCGAAAACCUGCUGCACGACCACUACGGAGGGAAGGAGUACUGGGACACCCGCCGGAGCAUGGUGUUUGCCAAGCACCUGCGGGCCGUGGGGGAUGAGUUCAGAAGCAAGUAUCUGAACUCCACCAACGAGGCCGACAGGAUCCCCUUUCAGGAGGACUGGACCAAGAUGAAGGUCAGGCUGGGCUCCUCCCUGGGGGGCCCGUACCUGGGAGUCCACCUGAGAAGAAAGGACUUCAUCUGGGGGCACAGAGAAGACGUGCCCAGUCUAGACGGAGCUGUGAGGACCAUCCGCAGCCUUAUGAAGACCCACCAGCUGGACAGAGUGUUUGUGGCCACAGAUGCCAUCAGGGAGGAAUACGAGGAGCUGAAGAAGCUGCUGCCCGAGAUGCUGCGGUUCGAGCCCACAUGGGAGGAGCUGGAGCUCUACAAAGACGGUGGCGUGGCCAUCAUUGACCAGUGGGUCUGCGCACAUGCCAGGUUCUUCAUCGGCACGUCGGUGUCCACGUUCUCCUUCCGGAUCCACGAGGAGCGGGAGAUCCUGGGGCUCGACCCGCGGACGACCUACAACCGUUUCUGCGGAGACCGCGAGGAGCCAUGCGAGCAGCCCGCUCACUGGAGGGUCGCCUACUGAGCGCACGGAGGCCUCGCGGCCCCGGGCCCGCACUGUGUCCACGCGGCGGGCGGACUGUGGGCUCCCGCCUGUCGCGUGUGUGCCGUGGGAUGGCGCCUGCCCCCAGCCAGUAGGCUGGGCACACACGCGCUUCCCGGGGGCCCAGGCACGGCGUGGCCCACGGGGUAUGGCCUGUGGCCACUAGGUCACAGCGUGGAGCACUGCGUCAGGAGCCGCGCCACCGUCCUACGCUGGGAGGCGCCGCUGCUCUCUGGUGUUGGGGUCUGAAACUGCACCCCCGCCCCCAGCAGGCCCCACAUGCAGCCGUGAAGGUGUAGGGGUGCGUUUCUCAGGCCUCCGUGUGGAGGCUUCCCUGUGGCAGGGUGGGGACAGAUGAGCUGUGAGCACCUCCCAUCCCAGGGCGCACCAAGUGGGCGGUGGUGCCAAGCUUGGCCUGGGGCAGGCCUGUGUCGUCAUGCUCAGGCCGCCGCCGCCCUGCCCUCUGGCCCCGCGUGAGGACUCAGGGUGGGGUCACGGGAGCUGUAGCGCUGACGUGCAGAGUGGGUCUGGGGCUUGGCCGUCUCUCCCCCAUCAGCUUGGGAGCCCCCGGCAGCUGUGCACGUGGAGAGGAGCUCUGGGGGUCUGUGGGAAGCCAGCGGCCUGCGCUGCUCACCCCGGUGUCUGGGUGGUGCAGGAGGGCUGGCUGGGGGCCUGAGGCGUGUGGCCACUGCAGACACCACUGGUCGGGGCCCUCUGGGCCACCUCACAGACACCCGCCGCAGGGCACGUGGAAUUGGCCGUGGGGCAGCACCGCCUCGGCCCCCCUGCCGCCUCUCACUAGGGGCCCGGCAUCCCACAGGUGCCCUGGCUGAGCAGCAGGGGGCAAGCGUGGCACGGAGAGGCCUCUGCAGAGCCCACACGUCCAGGGCCUGUAGGGUCUCGGGUCCUUCCUGCCUCUUCUCCUUCCCAGGCUUUUGAAGUCAACCCUGGACACAUAAUAGGGGCCUGUGGUGUCACUCAGCCAUGUGGCUUGAAGUGAUGAAAUCUUCCGUUUGUACAUUGAAAUACUAAUAAAGACCUUUCCUAGAAA
Molecule: messenger RNA, 2398 nt
Organism: Manis pentadactyla (Chinese pangolin)
Lineage: Eukaryota; Metazoa; Chordata; Mammalia; Pholidota; Manidae
Gene: POFUT2
Product: protein O-fucosyltransferase 2
Exons: 9
Coding region: 40-1329 (429 amino acids)
Biological process (GO): protein O-linked glycosylation via fucose
Molecular function (GO): peptide-O-fucosyltransferase activity
Source: RefSeq, a predicted model, not a curated record